AUGGCAAAUUUCCUUAAAACUUUGAGACAUACACGUGGGAGAGUAUCACAAUUAGUGAGAGAAUUAUUAAUUAUCCUAUGCCAAUCAUGUAAUGUGGACGACGCUGCCACAAAUGUAAUCGCGAUGUGGAUACGCAGGGUGGAACCGUUAACUUCUGAUUGGUACAUUUUAGCAGCAAAAAUCAACCCAUCCCAAAAAACAACAGAAGCUAUUGAAGAAGUAUUUAAUAGUUUAGACCCUACCCUUUUUCAACAAGCACAUAUUGGCUGUAGAGAACGCCCUAUGGAAGGAACCCAUUCGUACCCGGACUAUAAGAAAAUUAUAAUAGAAAAGUGGUAUAUACUUGGGUUACAAAUAAUUCCCAGUGAAACGACCAUAAAUGAAAUGAAAUUGAUAAUAGAAAAAUAUGGUGUACCAAAAAAUCCAUCAGAAAAAAAGUGGACCUAUUUAGAUACAAACUAUAAAGGGUUGCCAUCAAACAGCGAAAAUAUUAAAUUGGAAACCAGGAACAGAUUUAAACGCAUCAUAUGUGCGCCUGUGGUUGAAUCCGACAAACCACCUACAGAAAAGCGGAGUAAAAACGUCAAUCAUUGUGAUGGGCCAGUUGUUAAACCCGACAAACCACCUACAAAACCAACAAAAAAGCAGAGUAAAAAGGUCGUCAAUCGUUGUGAUGAGCCUGCAUUUGAACCCGACGAACCACCGCCUACAAAAAACCAGACUGAAAAUGAGCCUGCAUUUGAACCCGACGAACCACCGCCUACAAAAAACCAGACUGAAAAUGAGCCUGCAUUUGAACCCGACGAACCACCGCCUACAAUAAACCAGACUGAAAAUGAGCCUGCAUUUGAACCCGACGAACCACCGCCUACAAAAAACCAGACUGAAAAUGAGCCUGCAUUUGAACCCGACGAACCACCGCCUACAAUAAACCAGACUGAAAAUGAGCCUGCAUUUGAACCCGACGAACCACCGCCUACAAAAAACCAGACUGAAAAUAGUGAUGAUUUUGAGGAAGGAUGUGACGAAAAAUUUGUAACAGUUAUAUUUCCUGAAUCAACAGACACAACGCCGUACAAAUAUCCAAAGAAAAAUUUAAAAAAAUUUAAAACACAGACUCUUACAAAAAAUCUUGAAAAUAAGCCUACAACUUUUCAAACUGUAUUAUCACUUAAGACAUCUACCUCAGCAAAAGAAUAUAUUUUGGAUAUAGACACUAUCAAUGUAAAUGAUUCAGAAUCAAGUGACCAUUCAUCAAGCACUAUGUCUAUUGAUACGUUUUCUUACAAUCAGUCAGAUAGUUCAUCAGCUAUUGUUUCAGUACCCAAGAACAAAAAAAAAACAUGUACUUGA
Molecule: messenger RNA, 1353 nt
Organism: Metopolophium dirhodum (rose-grain aphid)
Lineage: Eukaryota; Metazoa; Arthropoda; Insecta; Hemiptera; Aphididae
Product: cell surface glycoprotein 1-like
Exons: 13
Coding region: 1-1353 (450 amino acids)
Source: RefSeq, a predicted model, not a curated record